AUGGUGAGGCUCUUGCUGCUCCUGCUGCUGCCUCACACAAUGUGCAAAGGCAGGAGAAUGAAGUGCCUUGCCGUUGAUCCAAUCCCUGUGCCUCAUGAAUGGUACCAGGCAGGUGACCUCCUCAUUGGUGGGAUUGCUUCUCACAUCACUUACUAUUUUAAGGAAUUAUUAUUCAUGGAACAUCCUUCUCAGGACCUGUUUGACACCCCACAUAUAACCACAAAGUUCUAUCAGAACAUCCUGGCCUUGGUGUUUGCCAUAAAAGAGAUCAAUGACAAUCCAAAGAUCUUGCCCAAUGUCACCCUUGGUUUCCACAUCUAUGACAGCUAUUCUGAUGCGAGAAUGACCUAUCGAAGCACUUUGGACCUUCUCUUCAAACGGCAAAGAUUUGUCCCCAACUACAAAUGUGACACUCAGAAAAACCUCAUGGCUGUGAUUGGGGGACUUACUUCUGACACUUCUAUCCAAAUGGCAGAUAUCUUAAGUCUCUACAGGGCUCCACAGAUCAACUCAUUUCUUCAAGGUGUUUCAUUUAACAACUCAGCGGGAGAAACGGUAUCAUUUAAUGAUAAGAGGGAAGUGAGAGGAGGAUUUGACAUCAUGAAUCUGGUCACAUUCACAAACACGUCUUUCAAGAGAGUGAAAGUUGGAUCGGUGCUUCCCUCUUCUUUGUGCAAUGAACCCUGCCACUCUGGUCAUCAGAAGAAAAGGAAGGAAGGGGAAAAGUUUUGUUGUUAUGAUUGUGCUCCAUGCCCAGCAGGGAAGAUCUCAAACCAGACGGAUAUGGACGUAUGUUUUACUUGCCCAGAAGAUCAGUAUCCAAACCAGAAGAGAAAUGGAUGCAUCCCCAAAGUUAUACAUUUUUUGUCCUAUGAAGAACCUUUAGGGAUCACUUUAGCCUCACUUAGUGUCUUGUGUUCUUUGAUUACUGCUUUGGUGUUGGCUAUUUUUAUCCGGCACAAAGAUACCCCCAUAGUCAUCGCCAACAACCGAGAUCUCACCUACACUCUCCUGGUCUCCCUCCUGCUCUGCUUCCUCUCCUCUUUGCUUUUCCUCGGCCAGCCUGGGAAACUGACCUGUCUUCUCCAACAACCUGCUUUCAGCAUCAUCUUCUCUGUUGCUGUUUCUUGUGUGUUGGCCAAGACCAUCAUUGUUUCUCUAGCAUUCAUAGCCACAAAGCCAGGAUCUAAGAUGAAGAAAUGGGUGGGAAAGAGACUGGCCCAUUCUAUUGUCCUUUUAGGUUCCCUCAUUCAAGUUGGUAUCUGUACUCUGUGGCUGACAACGUCUCCCCCCUUCCCUGAUCUAGACAUGAAAUCAGUAGCUGAAGAAACCAUUGUGCAAUGUAAUGUUGGGUCUGUCACCAUGUUCUACGGUGUCUUAGGCUACAUGGGACUCUUGGCCCUCACCAGCUUCAUUGUGGCCUUCCUGGCCCGCAAGUUACCUGACAGUUUUAAUGAAGCCCAGUUCAUCACCUUCAGUAUGUUAGCAUUUUGCAGUGUUUGGGUCUCUUUUGUUCCCACCUACCUGAGCACAAGAGGGAAACACAUGGUGGCUGUGGAGAUCUUCUCCAUCUUGGCCUCCAGUACUGGGUUACUGGGUUGUAUCUUUUCCCCAAAAUGCUACAUCAUUGUGCUGAGGCCUGAACUGAACAGCAGGGAUCAAUUAAUACGAAGAAAGAUUUAA
Podarcis raffonei (Aeolian wall lizard) is the source of this 1683-nucleotide messenger RNA. RefSeq names its product vomeronasal type-2 receptor 26-like. Gene Ontology annotation, cellular component: membrane. The transcript is spliced from 5 exons. Bases 1 to 1683 code for a protein of 560 amino acids. Lineage: Eukaryota; Metazoa; Chordata; Lepidosauria; Squamata; Lacertidae. Gene Ontology annotation, biological process: G protein-coupled receptor signaling pathway. Gene Ontology annotation, molecular function: G protein-coupled receptor activity. The record is from RefSeq and is a predicted model, not a curated record.